AGGAACUAGGUUUCAGGGCAAGAUGGGGGAUCACGAACGCUGGCAAGGGUUGCAGGAGAUGCGAGGGGACGCAGAUCAUGUUAGGAGGCUCGUCGCUGAAAUGGAAGAUGCUCUGUUACGUACGAUCCCACUCGUCAGGGAUGUACUUGUGGACAUUGAACGCCGAGACGCUCGACGCGGAGAAACUCUGGAGGAGCUCCUUGGAUAUAAGGAUGCUGCCGUACAAAUCGAUCCUUCAGCUGAAAAGGAGCAUAGUAUGCCCUUCGUAGGCGGCCGACGGCCAGACGAAACACGAAAAGUCAAGAGGGAGGAGUUGAAGGCCUUUAUCGAGUCAUUCCAGCACAUUUACGCCGAGAUCAGUGGCGAAGCCACAAUGACAUAUCCGCGCGAGGACUUACGCGCAGUGACCACGCUCUGUCAAAAGUGGAGCGAGGUUAACCCAUCUUUACACGAUUGUGGACGCAGCGUGGACCAGCAGGCCCGCUACGACUCGGACAAGGUUUUGCGACCUAGACCUCGCAUCGGCGCGGACGAGCAAGGCUAUCCCUAUCACGACUGGAGUGCUUGCCAGCCCGAGACUUGGCCUUUCACAUGGCUGCAGAGGGAACGUCUUGUGAUGCAGCAGCUCGGGAUGAGAUUCGAUAACAUCGCCAUUGACGCCGACAUUCGUCUUCUCCCAGCGCCCCUAUGCCCGCGGCGACCCAGAGUGUUUGCUAGGCAGCACGAAAUUCAGUUCUCCGAUAUCCCGCAGACAAUCCAUUCCGCGCUUGAACGCUGGUACCGGAUCUACGGACGAUGUUCGGAGUGCAUCGUCCGGGCGAUGCGAACCUUUCCCCCUUGGAUCAUUAAAGUCUUCAAGGAAGAUGAACUUGUGGAUGGUAAUCCUGUAUUUGCCAACACCCUAGACGACGAGCUGGUGGAAUGGGACGAGACAUGCAGGCGGUGGCGUCAUCUCGUCUUAGAUCACUAUCGCUGGAUACCAGUUCAGGACUUGGAGGAGAGAUCUAGUGACAGCGCUGCUAAUCUCGAGAUACUCAACGGAACGGUCGAUACACCGGUCCCUUACGAUCGCUGGGCUUGGACUCGUAUCGACGUGCGGAC
Messenger RNA from Punctularia strigosozonata HHB-11173 SS5, 1101 nucleotides. RefSeq lists its product as uncharacterized. The annotation marks the transcript as partial. The record is from RefSeq and is a predicted model, not a curated record. The transcript has 2 exons. NCBI's taxonomy places the organism in Eukaryota, Fungi, Basidiomycota, Agaricomycetes, Corticiales, Punctulariaceae.